Molecule: messenger RNA, 1373 nt
Organism: Rana temporaria (common frog)
Lineage: Eukaryota; Metazoa; Chordata; Amphibia; Anura; Ranidae
Gene: MALSU1
Product: mitochondrial assembly of ribosomal large subunit 1
Exons: 4
Coding region: 518-1240 (240 amino acids)
Biological process (GO): negative regulation of ribosome biogenesis; negative regulation of translation
Cellular component (GO): mitochondrion
Molecular function (GO): ribosomal large subunit binding
Source: RefSeq, a predicted model, not a curated record
GGGCCAGAGCGGCACAGGUGAUGGCCAGAGGCAGUGCGGAGCCCCGCUCCUCCAGUACCAGUACGGACACCAUGAGCUCGGCCCGGGGGUAUCGCUCCAUCCUCACCGCGGCCUCCAGACUCUGCUCCAGGAGAAGCGCCCCGCCACCCCUCCGCUGUGUGGCCGCUAUGGGGGAGGAGAAGCGGGCCCAGCGCAGGUCACAGUUCAGCCUGCCUUCACCAGCCCCCCACCACACUCCGCUCACCACCUUACUGCCAUUCGCCACCUCCACAUAGGCCGAGCCCGCCGCCUGACUCAGGAACCCGGCCCGUACAUAGACCCCGCGCUGCUCCGCCGGGCCCCGACCCACCCGGAGCGCCUUCCCUUCCUCCUUCACAGCGUACAGCGCCGGGCUCUGAGAGCCUUCUUCCGGGCCCCGCACCCGCCGACUAUCUCCAGGCAUUUCCACACACAGCACGGGGAGCCUGCCGGAAGUCACCAGAGAGAAGUCACUUCCGGCGCAGCUGACCACGCCCCCAUGCCUAGACACCGUUCAACCAAUCCUUACGUUAGCUUUGGCGUCUUAGUGACCAAUCAGCGAGCGGCAUUCUUUGUUUCCGUCAAGGUCGCGGUGGCCGGAAGACACUCCGGCGGCAUGUGGGCUCGGAGAGUGCUGGGGUCGCUGCGCUGUGUGCCCCGCCUGUCAUCCGCUGCUGGGUCUAUACACGCCGGAUACCGGGCCUCAGCCGUGCCCUGGAGGAGAGCGCGUGUCCUGCCGAGGAUCUGCCCGUACAGCACGGCCCCCUGGGAUCAUCAUACACCGAGUGCAGAGGAGGAGAAUGGAGCUGCAGACCUGCCAGAGUUUAACAUCAAAGUAUUAGUAAAUUUACUGCGGCAGGAAAACGGCAAAGACCUGUGUGUCAUCAAACUUCCUCCAGAGAUGAAAUAUGUUAAAUAUUUUAUUAUUGUUGGUGGAACCUCAACAAGACAUCUCCAAGCCUUGGCAGAGUAUACUCUGAAAGUGUACAAGAAUUUGAAGAGCGAUGUUGCGUCACAUGUUUGUCUAGAGGGAAAGGACACAGAUGACUGGAUGUGUAUAGACUUUGGUGAAAUUGUAGUUCACUUUAUGCUGCCAGAAACUAGAGCAACCUACGAAUUGGAGAAACUGUGGACUUUGCGAUCACACGAUGAUCAGUUAUCGCAGAUAACACCAGAGACUUUGCCUUCGGAUUUCACAUUUGGACUUCAGAAAAAAGACUGAGGUGUUCAGUGCAAUGAUUUCCUGGAAAUAUUGGAAUGAAUUCUGUCUGCCAUGAUGUGCUUGUACUGUUCCUUUAAAGUGGAGGUCCACCCUAAAAAAAAAAAAAAAAAUUCACCAAAAUUCUACAAAAAAA